GGACACCGAGCGGGGAGCGAGCCUGCGCCACACCUGUGGAGCCGGCAGCCGUCGGAGGUGCCGGCCGGGGUCCCGCGGCGUGCGUGCUCUGGGCGGAGGGCCUCCCGGACCCCGGGGGAGGCGUGCCCCCCGGCUGGGCGCCGCGGGCACCAUGGGGCUCCCCGCGCUGGAGUUCAGCGACUGCUGCCUCGACAGCCCGCACUUUCGAGAGACGCUCAAGUCGCACGAAGCUGAGCUGGACAAGACCAACAAAUUCAUCAAGGAGCUCAUCAAGGACGGGAAGUCACUCAUCAGCGCGCUCAAGAAUUUGUCUUCAGCGAAGCGGAAGUUUGCAGAUUCUUUAAACGAAUUUAAAUUCCAGUGCAUAGGAGAUGCAGAAACAGAUGAUGAGAUGUGUAUAGCGAGGUCUUUGCAGGAAUUUGCCACUGUCCUCAGGAAUCUUGAAGAUGAACGGAUACGGAUGAUUGAGAAUGCCAGUGAAGUGCUCAUCACACCCUUGGAGAAGUUUCGAAAGGAACAGAUCGGGGCUGCCAAGGAAGCCAAAAAGAAGUAUGACAAAGAGACAGAGAAAUAUUGUGGCAUCUUAGAAAAACACUUGAAUUUGUCUUCCAAAAAGAAAGAAUCUCAGCUUCAGGAGGCAGACAGCCAAGUGGAUCUGGUCCGACAGCAUUUCUAUGAAGUAUCCUUGGAAUAUGUCUUCAAGGUGCAGGAAGUCCAAGAGAGAAAGAUGUUUGAGUUCGUGGAGCCUCUCCUGGCCUUCCUGCAAGGACUUUUCACUUUCUAUCACCAUGGUUAUGAGCUGGCCAAGGAUUUUGGAGACUUCAAGACACAGCUGACCAUUAGCAUACAGAACACAAGAAAUCGCUUUGAAGGCACCAGGUCAGAAGUGGAAUCACUGAUGAAGAAGAUGAAGGAGAAUCCCCUUGAGCACAAGACUGUCAGUCCCUACACCAUGGAAGGAUACCUCUAUGUCCAGGAAAAACGUCACUUUGGAACUUCUUGGGUGAAGCACUACUGUACAUAUCAACGGGAUUCCAAACAAAUCACCAUGGUACCAUUUGACCAAAAGUCAGGAGGAAAGGGGGGAGAAGAUGAAUCAGUCACCCUCAAAUCCUGCACACGGCGGAAAACAGACUCUAUUGAGAAGAGGUUUUGCUUUGACGUGGAAGCAGUAGACAGGCCAGGAGUUAUCACUAUGCAGGCAUUGUCGGAAGAGGACCGGAGGCUCUGGAUGGAAGCCAUGGAUGGCCGUGAACCUGUCUACAACUCGAACAAAGACAGUCAGAGUGAAGGGACUGCACAGUUGGACAGCAUUGGCUUCAGCAUAAUCAGGAAAUGCAUCCAUGCUGUGGAAACCAGAGGGAUCAGUGAGCAAGGGCUCUAUCGAAUCGUGGGGGUCAACUCCAGAGUGCAGAAGUUGCUGAGUGUCUUGAUGGACCCCAAAACAGCUUCUGAGACAGAAACAGAUAUCUGUGCCGAAUGGGAGAUAAAGACCAUCACUAGUGCUCUGAAGACCUACCUAAGAAUGCUUCCAGGACCACUCAUGAUGUACCAAUUUCAAAGAAGUUUCAUCAAAGCAGCAAAGCUGGAAAACCAGGAGUCUCGUGUCUCUGAAAUCCACAGCCUCGUUCAUCGGCUCCCAGAGAAAAAUCGGCAGAUGUUACAGCUACUCAUGAACCACUUGGCAAAUGUUGCUAACAACCACAAGCAGAAUUUGAUGACAGUGGCAAACCUUGGAGUGGUGUUUGGACCCACCCUGCUGCGGCCUCAGGAAGAAACAGUAGCAGCCAUCAUGGAUAUCAAAUUUCAGAAUAUUGUCAUUGAGAUCCUGAUAGAAAACCAUGAAAAGAUAUUUAACACCGUACCUGAUAUGCCUCUGACCAAUGCCCAGCUGCACCUGUCUCGGAAGAAGAGCAGUGACUCCAAGCCCCCAUCCUGCAGCGAGAGGCCCCUGACGCUCUUCCACACUGUACAGUCAACAGAGAAACAGGAACAAAGGAACAGCAUCAUCAACUCCAGUUUGGAAUCUGUCUCAUCAAAUGCAAACAGCAUCCUUAAUUCCAGCAGCAGCCUACAGCCCAACAUGAACUCCAGUGACCCAGACUUGGAUGUGGUCAAACCCACCCGGCCCAACUCACUCCCCCCGAAUCCAAGCCCAACUUCACCCCUCUCGCCAUCUUGGCCCAUGUUUUCAGCGCCAUCCAGCCCUAUGCCCACCUCAUCCACGUCCAGCGACUCAUCCCCCGUCAGGUCUGUUGCAGGGUUUGUUUGGUUUUCUGUUGCUGCUGUUGUUCUCUCAUUGGCUUGGUCCUCUCUUCAUGCAGUGUUCAGCCUCCUCGUCAACUUUGUUCCCUGCCAUCCAAACCUGCACUUGCUUUUUGACAGGCCAGAAGAAGCAGUUCAUGAAGACUCCAGCACACCAUUCCGGAAGGCAAAAGCCUUGUAUGCCUGCAAAGCUGAACAUGACUCAGAACUUUCGUUCACAGCAGGCACCAUCUUCGAUAACGUUCAUCCAUCCCAGGAGCCCGGCUGGUUGGAGGGGACUCUGAACGGAAAGACUGGCCUCAUCCCGGAAAACUACGUGGAGUUCCUCUAACCGUGGGCCCCGGCAGAACUGCUGAGCUCUGCAUGGUAUCCAUGACAACUGCUGAUUCCAGUGUUGUAGGCCAUUUCUCUUUGCCACUGAGAAAUGCAGAGUGACUGACUCUGUUGCUACUUGUCAACACAAAUGUUUCUGUGAACUCUUAUGUCCCCCAUCUCCAUGAUCAUCUCAGCUGACGUGUGGCGACACCGCAAGAAACAGAAAUCAAUCAGCAGAGGAGGCUAUUUGACUUUGAUACCCGAAAUAAAGGCUUGCAAAGCCGUUUUCUCAGAGUGCCCUAAAUAGGGAGCACUCGUUUUGUUUCAACGGUCAUCCAAAGCCCCAAACUUCUGAAAGAGAGAGUAAGAUACAAGUAGUCCCCAAGAGCACACAGCAUAGCUAAGUCUGUCAAGGCUGGGUGGAGAAAUUGGCACCGAGAUCCAGGCUCAGUUCAUUGCUUUUGUUUACAGUAGACACCCUCUCUUACUCACCUGUAAGUACUUGAGACCCACAGUGCUGCGGGCAGCUGGGUCUGUUUGCAUGCAGCAUGGAGAGGGAUUACAGCACUGUUUGCAGAAGAUCCAAUCUCUCACCAUCUCUAAAGGAGCCGUUGGCCCAUCAUCAGCAAAAUUCAGCCCAGUUCUCUCAUGGAAGGGAGCACACACCCCCCACAUGCCCCUCUCCUGAGCUAGGAUCUUCUCUGCCACCAAGGGCUGCCAUCACCUAGUAAUCAUGGCAACCCAACCUAGUCUAAAACCAAACCAAAAAAAUAACUCUCUUUGCAUGACACACACACACCCCGUUCCCCACUACCACCACCACCUUUUUGGUAAUUUUUUGAAUGGUUUUCCAACGACCUGAACAGGAUCAAGGAAUUAGUCUACAUGGGGCACAUAGGACAACAGCUGGGAACUGUUCCCUGCCUGAUGAAUUUCAGCAACAUCAGGAUAUAUUUGGAGCAAACUCUAGUAACCUCUUGAGAUUAAACAACAUUCGGGCUUAAUAUUUCUGUUUUUCCAUGCAACUGGUGUUUGCUUUCUAGAGGUCAAGAUGCUGCCUCCCAGUGGGUGACACCAUCCCUUUGAUUAGUUCCCUCAUGUCGUUCCAUUCACUCAUCCCCACCCCUGCCCUGUCCCACCUCCAGCCCAUCACCGAUCAGCCCCCUUGCAGUGCUUUGAGCUGCUGAGCACUGGUGCCCUGUGGUUUUCAGGGAUGAUUCCCAGGCUAACCCUAUGGCCUAUAGUUUAAAAGGACAUCUAUGUUCACUGCCACUCAGAAAAAGGGAAUUGUUUCUCAGGCUUUUGAGGCAUGAAACUAAUAUCAUAGACCCUUGUGAUUCAGGAAGAAACAAAAAGUUUGGGGCAUGAAGGGUGGGAUGGGUGCCUUCCGAUAAAGGGAAUUUCCUGGUCAAAGGGAGCUGGGUCUUGUGGAAGACUGCCUUGGAUGGGGAAGUUCCUUCUGGACAUUUCAAAUUCACUUGGCCUCCAAAGAGUAGAGUUACCAGUAUCUUCCACAGGUGAAUGUCCUUGCAAGAGUGACUCUGGGCCGACAGACCACAAACUGAGACCGUCAAGCUCCCAGGAGCCCCAUGGAUGGCAACAUUUCUCUAGAGAGUGUUUCCUGUUUCUGGAGUUCCUCAUUAAGGAAC
This is a messenger RNA of Cynocephalus volans (Philippine flying lemur), 4229 nucleotides long. RefSeq names its product Rho GTPase activating protein 26 (gene ARHGAP26). Bases 152 to 2596 code for a protein of 814 amino acids. Gene Ontology annotation, cellular component: cytoplasm. Gene Ontology annotation, biological process: signal transduction. The transcript has 23 exons. Gene Ontology annotation, molecular function: GTPase activator activity; protein binding. NCBI's taxonomy places the organism in Eukaryota, Metazoa, Chordata, Mammalia, Dermoptera, Cynocephalidae. The record is from RefSeq and is a predicted model, not a curated record.